CUGUUCCCUUAGCAAGAAAGAGAAUCAUCCACUAGCUAGAAAGAGAAAAGGAGAGAGAGAGAUGAGGAACCAGAGGCUAGUUCCUAGUACCACUUCGUCCUCUUCAAAGAACAACACCAAACAAGAACAGCCACACCUCUCGGGGGCUUACAUUAGGAGCCUUGUGAAGCAACUUAGCUCCUCAUCUACAGUGAGAUCCAAAGACCACCACAACACCAUGGGCAGCAAACCACAUAGCCAACCAAAUCAGGAAGAAGGGCAACAAGCCGCCCAAGCAACAACACCACCUCAACAGCAGCAGCCACACAAGAAGCAGGUGAGGAGGAGGCUCCACACAAGCAGGCCAUACCAGGAGAGGCUACUCAACAUGGCAGAGGCAAGGAGGGAGAUCGUCUCAGCUCUCAAGGUCCACAGGGCAUCCAUGAGGCAAGCCAAAGAGCAGCAACAGCUGCUGCAGUUGCAACAGCAGCAGGAGGCUCUCGUAGUGCAGGAGCAAGGCCACACGAGCAGGGUUGCUGCUUGUCCACCCAUGAGCUAUGCUUCCUUCUCAGAUUACCUGUACAACUCUCCGUUUGCACAUUUCACAGCCACUAGCAGCAGUAGCUACUAUUCCUCUCCGCUCCCUUACCAAACACCCAUGGUUGAUAGCUUUGAUCACUUGCUCCCCCUCCCGACGCAACCGCUAGGGCUCAACCUCAGCUUCCAGGGCUUCGACGCUGUGGCUCCUGCUGGCGAGGACGAUGCCAAGAACAGCACCGCCUCCUUCGAUCCUGACCCGUUGCUCCAUCACCACCCAUCGCCUGCUUCCUCCUACUCGGUCUACUCCUCUCCCUCGGUGACCAUGGCGAGCCAUGACAUGUCCUCCUCGGCCGCCGCUGUAGAGAACGCCUCGCUGCUGGCGGCCGACGCGUCCCUGCACCGGGUGCUGGACGAGCAGGAGAUGGCGGCGAUCUACUCCAUCGGGCAGCAGCACGACGUGGAGUGGAGCGACACCGUGAACCUUGUCACGUCCGCGUGGUGGAGCAAGCUCCUCGAGAGCAUCGAAGGCGGCGGCGAAGGGACGUCCAAGACUGUGAACGCCGGCGUGGAGGACACGUCUUCCACGGCGACGCUGGACUGGCUUGGUGGCGAUACCCUUGGCCACCAGGGAGCCCAGGGAAGCAACGGCGGCUCUGACGUCCUGGGGACGAUGCAUCUCAGCGAGUACUACGGCGAAGACAUCUCCUUGCCACGCAUGGACAUUGGAGAGAUCCAAGGAUGGGAUGCGGAGUGGUUCUCAUAACAUAUCGUCCAUUUCGAGCGAGGAUUUUCCCUUUUUCUGACAUGCAUUCCACUCUUUCUCGAAUAAUGGAAAUGUUGCGUCAUACUAAGAUUGCGAUGAUUUUUAUUGCACCCUUAAAAAAAAUCUUGUU
Lolium perenne is the source of this 1412-nucleotide messenger RNA. RefSeq lists its product as uncharacterized. NCBI's taxonomy places the organism in Eukaryota, Viridiplantae, Streptophyta, Magnoliopsida, Poales, Poaceae. The record is from RefSeq and is a predicted model, not a curated record.